GAAGGUCUGCUCAUGGAUUGGCUGGCCUAGCUCGGGGGCUGCGCCCUGGGGGCAGAGUCCGCCCCCCCCUCCCGGGGGGCCUUCAAAUAAAUCCCCAACAGGCAAGGAAAAACCGAGUUGGUGUUGUUGAUCCUCCCUUCUGGUCCACUGCAGGAGGCGCCGGAGCCAAGGCACCAGAACUAGCUGAGCGCACAGCCCAGGCAGCACCGAGCGCACCCGGGAGGCCCCAGGGUCGUCGGGCGAGCAUUUGGUCUUUAGCCAUGGGGUCCGCAGCGUUGGAAAUUCUGGGUCUGGUGCUGUGCCUAGUAGGUUGGGUGGGAUUGAUCCUGGCGUGUGGGCUGCCCAUGUGGCAGGUGACUGCCUUCCUGGACCACAACAUCGUGACGGCGCAGACGACUUGGAAGGGGUUGUGGAUGUCGUGCGUGGUGCAGAGCACGGGGCACAUGCAGUGCAAGGUGUACGAGUCUGUGUUGGCGCUGAGUGCCGAGGUGCAGGCAGCUCGUGCGCUCACCGUGGGCUCUGUGCUGCUGGCGCUGGUGGCGCUCUUUGUUACCUUGACCGGCGCGCAGUGCACCACCUGCGUGGCCGCGGGCCCGGUGAAGGCACGCGUGGCGCUCACCGGCGGAGCGCUUUACGCGUUGUGCGGGCUGCUGGCACUUGUGCCGCUCUGCUGGUUCGCCAACAUCGUGGUCCGCGAGUUCUACGAUCCCGCGGUGCCGGUGUCUCAGAAGUACGAGCUGGGCGCGGCGCUGUACAUCGGCUGGGCGGCCUCGGCUCUGCUCAUGUGCGGCGGGGGCCUCGUGUGCUGCGGCGCCUGGGUCUGCUCCGGCCGCCCGGAGUUCAGCUUCCCGGUCAAGUACUCGGCGCCGCGGCGGCCCACGGCCAACGGCGAAUACGACAAGAAGAAUUACGUCUAAAGACGGGAGGCACGGCGGGGCCCUUCCCGCAGCCAAGCCCGUGAUCGGAAAGACCGACGCGGGAAGCCGCACGUGGAUGGCAACCACAGCCGAGUUGCGUAGCGGAGACUCCGAGGCAAGUCAGGCUGGGUUCCGGCCAGACUUUUCCGCGCCCACAGAGGGUCCCCUGACCGUCACCAGCCAGCUCAGAACAGACUACGGGCACUUGUGAGGACCUGACCGACCUCCUUUUCUAUGCGCAGUUGGCCGCGGCGUGGGUGGGGCUCUCGGAUUUCAUCGGUGAAGCAGGCACCAAAAUGCAGCUGACGGUUCCUAUUGAGACCCUGGGGAGUUCUAGAUGCUGCCUUAAUGUCCAGUAGCUCCUGCUGACCUAAGAGGGCAGCUGGAGAACCCCGGGCCCUCAGCCUGGGCUGCCAGAGGGAUGUGUCAGAAAGGGCAUUUUCCUUGUUGAGAGGAGCCACUGAACCAAAGGACUUAACCUGGACCUCGUCUCACUCCAGUACUCCCCCAACGUGGGGGCAGCGGGGGAGAGGCGCUGUAGGUACCAGAGCCUUAGAGGGGCUUCCCUCCUCGCAGCUUGGGUGGG
Messenger RNA from Peromyscus eremicus (cactus mouse), 1503 nucleotides. It is a transcript of the gene Cldn5, whose product is annotated as claudin 5. Bases 261 to 917 code for a protein of 218 amino acids. Gene Ontology annotation, molecular function: structural molecule activity. The record is from RefSeq and is a predicted model, not a curated record. Gene Ontology annotation, biological process: bicellular tight junction assembly; cell adhesion. The transcript has a single exon. Gene Ontology annotation, cellular component: plasma membrane; bicellular tight junction. Lineage: Eukaryota; Metazoa; Chordata; Mammalia; Rodentia; Cricetidae.